Messenger RNA from Portunus trituberculatus (swimming crab), 2529 nucleotides. RefSeq names its product PRKR-interacting protein 1 homolog. The coding region runs from base 161 to 826 and encodes 221 amino acids. The transcript has 4 exons. Gene Ontology annotation, molecular function: protein kinase inhibitor activity; protein kinase binding; double-stranded RNA binding. The record is from RefSeq and is a predicted model, not a curated record. Gene Ontology annotation, cellular component: nucleolus. NCBI's taxonomy places the organism in Eukaryota, Metazoa, Arthropoda, Malacostraca, Decapoda, Portunidae. Gene Ontology annotation, biological process: negative regulation of protein kinase activity.
UAUCCUGCUGUGAAUAUAAUUCUUGAGCGUCUCGAAUUCUUGCGUUAAGUUCAGUACAAUCAGUAGUGACGCCAGUCACGCCACAGUUGUGUCAUACUCCUCAGUCAGCCUCAGCAAUUCUCAGUUUCUCACUGCAGUUCCAGAAGUUUCUGUCAACGAGAUGACGCACCAAGACAAUGACAAGCACGUUACUGUAGUGAGAAAUGCAACUGACUUACAGCGACUGAAAUUAGAAAAAUUAAUGAAAAAUCCAGAAAAGCCUGCCUUCAUUCCUGAUCGUCCAAAAGACAAGAGAUUUUCAGAUCCAGCUGAAUUUGUACGGAAUGUCAUGGGAUCAAGUGCAGGUGCUGGCAGUGGUGAAUUUCAUGUCUAUAGACACAUAAGACGAAGGGAAUAUGCUCGUCAGGAAUUCCUACAGAAUUGUAAAGAAAAGUACAGCAUGUCCUCUGCCAGACCAGCUAUGGAUUCCACACUGCCCAGCAUAGAUGAAGGACUUACAAAGAACGACUGUAAUAAGCAGAUUAGAUGUGUUUCUCUUGACCCUCGCAAUCUCUAUGUGAAGUGUAGGGACCAGGAAGAUUUGGAUGAAGAAUAUCACAUUAAACUGGAAAAUAAUAGAAGAGCUGUGGAAGAAAAAGCAUCGAAGAAUAGAGCAAAAAGACAAAGAAAAAAGGAAAACCAGAAAUUCAAAAGACAGAAGAAAAAUGUCAAGGAAAAAACUGAAAGUUCCUCAUCAGAGAGCAGUGAGGAAGAAGAGCCCAAGUGUCCAGAUGAUGGAAACAGGAUCAAAACACCAGUUACCACGUGUCACAAGGAAGCAGACUGAACUUUUAAUCAUUUUUACAAAAUAAAAAAAACUGAAAGAACUGAAAAAAAAAAGUGCUGAGCAAUUUGUAUAAAAUAAACAAUGUGGAGUAAAUAGAUGACACUUAGUUUCACUUUGUAGGUAUGUAUAAAUUUCCUUAAAUUUAUUUUCCUGCUUCAAGUAUUCUUUUGUGUUAUAGCGUUGAAGUUAUCAUAUACAGUGGUACCUCAAGAUACGAGUUUAAUUUGUUUCAUGACAGAGCUCAUAUCUCAAAACAAUUUUUCAAACUGAAAUGCCGUUAAUCCAUUUCAGCCUCCUCAAAAAUAGCACCCCAAUUUUUUUUACAUGUUUUUAGAUAAAAACUGGUAUUUAUAAAUAAUAAUUAUUGUAUAGAAACAAAAUAAAACGACAAAGGAGAAUAGAAAUAGAUGAACUACUCUUAUAGAGUAUAUUUAUUUCAGAGCGGUGCAUUCCACAGAACAUUAUCCUAACACAUCCCCACCCUCAAUUGUGUUUGUCGAUCAGCUGGAGUGUGUUCAAAUAUAGCCACUCACAGAAGACUGACUACUCUAAUAGUUACAGAAUGGCUCAUUGAUGACUCUGUAAACAUUGUUCAUAGAAUAAAUGUAAUUUUAAGUAAGCAAGAGAGGGAGAGAGAACAAGAGGAGAUAGAGGCCGUGCCACCAUAGCCGUAAAGGUUUUUUUACAUAUUUUCUCCCCUCGGUGAUAAGCGUCAGUGGAGGAAGUAGGCGGAGAAGGGAGAAAUUUGUUUCACCUUUUCAGUUACGUACACAUGCAGACUUUCAUCAAUGGAUAAAAAUAUGUAGAAUAAAAAUUAAAGUUUACUUAGUGUUCUUACCUUGGAGGCAGACAUUUUCAGCUAAUGGUAGUAAAUGACAGCGAAGGAGGAGGUGGGAGGAAGGGAUGCAGACACCAUUCACACGUUAACAUUAAACAUAAAUUCAAACUGCACUUUCUAUAAGCAAAAAAAAAAAGUAAGUAAAUAGUGUGAAAAUGAUGAGAGAACAAUCACAGUGCAUGAAAUCAAUAGGAAACACAUAGAUAUUGAUAUUAGCUCAGCUGAGGCUGGACCAGUUCAUUGAUCCGCUGACCAGCGGCAACAUCCCAAAGCAGGAAUCGUACCAAAAUUUAACUCAUAUCACAAAAAAAAAAAAAAAAAAAAGACUAAAUCAUAGCUUGUAUCUCAAAGAACUUGUAUCUCAGGUAGUUCAUAUCUCAAGAUACCACUGUAUAUUUAUUUCAAUAAGUUGACACAUUAUUUUAUGAAUUUAUUGUGUGUGUCUUAUUGCAAAGUUGUAUGGGUUAGGUACUUCAGGUGAUUGAGUAAGGCUGCAGUCUGCUAUUACAUUGGCAUGUGUCAUGUUAAUUGUAAAUUUACCAACACCAACUAACCUUUUUUAAUUUUUCUCCAUUUCCCAUUAUAGGAGUUAGCUGAAAUUGAAGUCUGUGUAAGUGAAUAGCUUGGUUCAUUAAAAAGAAAAUUUAAUUUGUGCCAGCCUGUAAUAGUUUUUAUGUAAUUAUUUAUUGAAGUUGAAAUUAUUUUAGUAGUGUUGGGUGUAGGUCUCAUGGCUUCUGGGAAUGAGUGCAUAUCAGCAGAUUAGCUGUCUGCCUACCUCACCUGUUAUUUGUCAUUUGGUAAGCAAAGUGUAGUUAUAGAACACAUUUCUUGUGAGAGCUGUUAAUGUAAUUUUGCUUUUAUAAAU